Molecule: messenger RNA, 606 nt
Organism: Meloidogyne enterolobii
Lineage: Eukaryota; Metazoa; Nematoda; Chromadorea; Rhabditida; Meloidogynidae
Source: the annotation of a GenBank genome assembly
AUGGUCCGUUUUCGUGUACGUUACCGCCACCACAUUACUUUUCCAAACAGGCAGAGAUAUGAAGAAUGGAGGGAAUUACGUCUAGUAGGCCGAUUUGACGAACAAAGACCCUUGCUUGGAAUAAACAAUGCAACUUAUUUUUAUUGUAGAUUUUAUGAUGAUGGAUGUCACAAAAAAUUUCGAGUUAUAGUGUUUGAAGAUUCGAGGGUCGAAGUUCGAGAGGCUGGAAUACACACACAUCAUCCACCUGGAGAGGAAGAGCAAGAUCACACACAAAGUGAUCGAGAUGAAUUUGACGACAAUUACCCAAGAUCAAGAAGUGUAGGACGGAGGAGCGGAGGCGGAUAUACUUCAGUAACGAGUUUGGGGGCCGGAAGUAGUGGUGUGAUUUUGCAUGGAGGAGGCGCCGGUCCGAGUGGUCGACGUUAUGGAAAUGCGGGUUCUCAAGUGGGAUUUCAUCUUGGCGCUCUAAAUACUCUAGCAAAAAUACUUAUUGAAUGGCAGAGAAGUUCAUAUAAACGAAUUCAUGGCUCUGAUGCUGUUUACAAAGAAGAGAUAAUUUGGCUAGUCAAUAACUGCUCCUAUUCUCCUCCUAGACGAAAUUGA